AUGGAGUGUUGUAGCCUCUGCGGACCACAUCCAGAGGUGCUUCUAUGCGACGGCAUUGCGGGGCUUGCUUGCGCUGACAGCACGCGUCAGAAGGGCGGGCUUGCCGGAACCAAUGCCGCCUUGCUUCGGCCCUUCACAGCGCCAAGUCAAGGCUCCGAUGAAGUCAACGUACGGAAAGUCAUGGAGGCUAGAAGCAACUACCUGGCGGCGUCUCUUUCGGGAGGGGGGCUGAAAAAGCGUCUCAUGCGUCAACCCGAGCUUCGGACGCUUCUAGCGCGGUUCAGCGGACACCAUGCUGCUGACCCAGAGCUAGGGAAGACGCUGAGUACACGAGAAUACAAGGAGCUUCUGGAUCCAGCCGAUGCUGAUGCAGACCUAGUGUUCUUGCACUGGCGCCGGCAGAUCCCGGCUCAUCAGGUUGGCCAGGUUCGGUCGAAGAACAAAGCCGUGCUCGAGCUGCUCGACGGCAUCGAGAGAGAAGCGAUGCAAGACGAGCCCCAAUGGCCUCCCCGCUGCCCCCGCAGAUGGGCGGAACUGCUCUACACUCUAGGUGCCCCAUAUUUGCUCUCGGAUGACUCCAAUCUCAUCCAACACGGGAAAGCCUUGGGGGUGGUCCGUAAGCUGCUCCUCGGAGGAGCCGCAAACGAUGAGGACAGGGUCGUGCUUUCCGAGCAUUCCCCAAUCCUACGCCGGCUAUUGGACCAUUACGGAUGGAAACAGAAACGCCCUCUGCCGCAAUACGAACCGUUCGAAGACGACCUUGGUAGGUCUCGCGAGCACGACGAGGAGCAUCGGUGUCGGAGCGGGCUCACCGUUGGAGAGUUCGAUGCCAAGGUCGCUCUGGAAAGCGGGUUAAAGAAGAAUAAGCGUCUGCAACGGCACACGAAGGGCGGCUUUGUCUUUUCGUGCCCUCAUUGUGUCAUCUGUGGCUUCCACGUCAUGCUCCGCGGGGGUCGCCGCGAGACCCAUUGA
Klebsormidium nitens is the source of this 972-nucleotide messenger RNA. The record is from the annotation of a GenBank genome assembly. Lineage: Eukaryota; Viridiplantae; Streptophyta; Klebsormidiophyceae; Klebsormidiales; Klebsormidiaceae.